AUUUGUGUAACCUUCCUUUUCGUAACUCGUGUUGUGUAAGAAGUGACUUUGUGAGGACAGUGGGCGAUAUAAGAGGAAGAUAUAACACACAAGAGUAGGAAAAGGCAGCCCAUACCGGUAUCUGACGAUGUCUUGCCUCAGACCGAUGCUGAACACCGCUAUCCGCUGUCAUUGUCGGGCCUUGCAGCGGGCCGCAGUACAGAGUUGCGCACUAGGAAGUACCUGUUCCACCACUACUGCCAUCCAGAUGGUCAACUUACAACAGACGUGUGACCAGUACAGACCUGUACACAUGUACACCAGACAUUUCUCUUCUCUAUCUUCUGUACAGUACCAGAGUGAAGGAAGCACCACUCCUUACUACGCACCUGCAGCUGAGGAGAAGCCAGGUCUGGGGAGGAGGAUUCUCAAGAAACUGGGCUUCACUGGGAAACUACGUGUCAACAAAUAUAGGUUGCGGAAUUCUGGACUGCACAUGUACGCAUGUUGCACCGAUGGAAUCGACUUCAGCGACUUUUUUGAAGCCUGUGGUCUGCCUGACACCCUGAAUUCCUGGUUCCUUAUCAUGGAACUACACGUAUGGAUGUGUCUAGUGAGAAUGAAACAGGAAGGAGAAGAAGGAAAGAUUGUUUGCCGGUGGCUGGUCUACACUAUGUGGGAAGACAUCAGGACAAGAGGCAAGGCUAUGGGGAUAUCGUCCUCCCAAAUGACUGAAAGCCUGAACGUGUGGACGGAGCAGUUUUACGCCAUGAUAUUCUCGUAUGAUGAGGGGAUCAUCUGUGAUGACAGGACGCUCGCUGGCGCCGUCUGGAGAACUGUCUUUAACAAGAGCUGUGACGAUCCUGAGAAGAUAGAACGACUCGUCGCAUACAUUAGACAUCAGAUGCAGCACGUUGAUGCCCUUGACACUGAACAGCUGCUGAAGUACGGCAAGGUCCCCUGGCUGCCCUUUGACCCUAAAAUGCCAUUGGAAUAGGUAAAAAAACAAAUUUCCCCCAAACAGAAAACUAUAUGUAAGAUUUGUUUGAGUCAAAAUAACUGUAUGAAAUGAUGACUGUCUUUUGCACAGUAAGUUGGUAUGUACAAAUGCUAUAAAAGAAGUUGUUUUACCCGGUAUUUGAUUAUACUGCUGCUGGGGUCCCUGACACAGAGGUGGACAGCAGUCGGAUAGUCUUCACACUGCACUUCCAAGCCGCUGGUUUACACUGGCAAGACCACAAAGUUUAACAUUGAUGUCCUUUUUAAGACACUUCUACCAACAUUUCCUUGGUCUCCCACGACCUCUGUUGCCUGGUAACUGCCAUUUAAAGAUGGCUCGUUCAAACCAUUAAUACCAAUGGAGUGAAAGUUGAAAAUUUUUAGAAUUUCCCUGAAAGAUUGAAUUAUAACAAUUAAGAUAUCUUUGAGGGGAUUACAAGCUGUGAAGUCAAUGAAGUCAUUUAACUACCUCGAGAGAAGAAACUAACUAGGAAUGUGUUGUUGGGUAUUGAAUCUAAAGUUUAAUUAGGACAAACUUUAUUUUGAAAAGGCAUGAAGACUGGUACCAAGGGUUAGACGUAUAUAUGUGUCUUUGUCUUGUUGGAAUUGAAUUAAAAAUCUGAAGAAGUUGGUUGACAUUUCUUAGCCAAGACUGUAUAGUACCGUCUCAUAAUUAUAAAAUGUUGAUAAACUA
Molecule: messenger RNA, 1672 nt
Organism: Branchiostoma floridae (Florida lancelet)
Lineage: Eukaryota; Metazoa; Chordata; Leptocardii; Amphioxiformes; Branchiostomatidae
Product: ubiquinol-cytochrome-c reductase complex assembly factor 1-like
Exons: 8
Coding region: 128-976 (282 amino acids)
Biological process (GO): mitochondrial respiratory chain complex III assembly
Cellular component (GO): mitochondrion
Source: RefSeq, a predicted model, not a curated record